Molecule: messenger RNA, 4437 nt
Organism: Brugia malayi
Lineage: Eukaryota; Metazoa; Nematoda; Chromadorea; Rhabditida; Onchocercidae
Product: Low-density lipoprotein receptor domain class A containing protein
Exons: 19
Coding region: 1-4437 (1478 amino acids)
Molecular function (GO): protein binding
Source: RefSeq, a predicted model, not a curated record
AUGAUCUUAUUGUUGUUCAUUUCGUCAGCUUUAUUACAUUCAUCAGUAACAGUGCGAUUUCCGAACAAAAGGGUAUUUUUAACUGUAUUUCUAAUUUUGCCAUCGUUAUGUUUGGCCACUGUCACCCAACAUCCGAUAAUCUCAAAUACAGCGGAUAUUCAAUUAAAUUCUGGUGCAGCUGCCCAAAUACCUAGCAUUAUUGGUCAUAAUUUGGAUACCGCUGUACAUGUUUCAUCUAAAAUAAGAGUAAAGAAUCGAAAUUCGAUCAUACGUCAACAUCACUGUCCAUCAAACACAUUCCGAUGCGGCGAUGGUUCUUGUAUUCCUAAAGAUUGGAUCGACGACGGUGAAGUGGACUGUGACGACUUAUCAGAUGAACACAUCCAGUCUACCACGCAGACAAGUGCACUUAGUGAAAGUGUCGAAUAUUCCACCACUGCCGAAGAAAUCUUCGACGAUCCGUUUGAUCGUAUUGUAACAUUUUCAUCCAUUGAUCAGUUACCAUUUUCGAUCUCACCAUUACUGCGAUCUGAAGAAGAGACAAAAAGUCAUCAGUCAUAUGCAUAUGGUUGCUCGAAUAUUGUACAAACAAGAGUAAAUCAAUGUUCUACAGAUCUCACCGACUGGAUGGAACAUUUAGAUGACAUUGAUCUGACAAAUUCAUCCAUGCUAAAUGAUGAAACAAGCAAUAAUAUAAACCUUCAAGGAUCACCGAUCUGUCAAAUUUUGGCAUCAAUCAGAUCUGAUUUACGUUGCAUUCAAAGAAAUAAUCGGAAUGGCUGCACAACAAAUGCUUUGGAAAUAAUUGAACCACUUGAAAGUGAAACGGAUCAUUUGUACACGCAAUUAGCGUGCUCUUAUAUUACCGCCAUUACCGCUUCCACCGCUUCGUCUACCUUUUCUAAAUCUACAGAUGAAAGCAGCAAGUUAAAAGUUAAUGGCUCACCAUAUGACAUACUGCAUAUGUUCACCAAAGUUAAUACUAUCUGUUCACAAAUUAUCAGUGAAGCGAAAUGGGAACCAAUUUAUCGUAUAGUUUGUGAACAUCGAGAAAAAUUAAUGGAACAAAGAGAAUGCUUUAUUAAUGCUUCGUUAGGCUUAGAACAGUGUGAUCAAAAGCCAAAGAACGAAACAAUCUGCAAUGCAUUGGAACAAUUUAGUAAUAACAUCGAUUGUGCGCUACGUGUUAUGCUUGACGUAUGCACAAUUGAGGCGCAAAAUGUUGCUGUAUUAGUGCAAGAUGCAUUGAGUGAUGAUUUAAUUGUGCAUCACUGUUAUGCAGAAGCAAUUACGGAUGAUAAAUCAAUGAGUAAUGAUGAAUUCAAAUUAAGUCCAAAGAAUGUACGAUGUACCUCAGAACAGGAAAAUUUGGCUCUAGCAUGUUUGGUGGAACUUGUUGAAGUUAAUCGAAAAAUAGCCGAAUUAAAUAGUCUCAACUUUUUGCAUGAAAUUAGUCAACAAAAUUCAACAAUCAUUUCUGGAAUUUGUAAUUUGUACAACAAAUAUGAUAAUUGUAUUAGUAAUACGGUAUUUGUUCAUUCCAAUGGAAAAAGAUGUGCAUUUAAUUCACCAUUAAAUACUCUUGCGAGGAUUGGAUUAGCACCUAUUUGUAGUAAACGUACACGUACGCUAUUACAUAGCAGCAACGAGUGCAUUCAAAAGAUUAAAAAUCGUACCGGAAUAUGUCAAUCCGGAUUGAAUAGUCUUGGCUUAGCAAUCCAUAAUAUGUUACAAGGAAUUCAUGGUGAAGCAUAUCUUUGCAAUUCAUAUUAUCUUAUUCGGGAUGCAUACCAGUGCGGUGAGAAAAUUUUCAUCGAAUUCUGUUCAGCAGAAGCUAUCCAAAAUUUGCAGCAACUAUGGCGAUUGGUGAUGGAAUUAGGAGUCGAAGAAGGUUGUCCCAAAGAACGUCCAAAACAGAAGCAAUUCGCAUCAUGCAUUCAAACAAUUACUACCUACCAGCCUCAUCCCUUGGCUGUCAUUAAGCAGCCAAAACAAAUUGACGAGGCCUGUAAACAAUUUGUCGAAUUUAAAAAAUGUCAAGCUAAUAUUAGCUGUAUUCCAUUAUGGGCCAAAGGGAUGAUAGCAAUGUUCGAUUUUGCUUGUGGUCCAGGAUAUAGCACAUAUUUACAGGUACGGCAAUGCAUUCGUAAAACGACCACGCGUGAAAAUAUCCGUGAAUGUGUAAGCGAGUUUUCACGUAGUUCACCGCAAAUAGCUUGUCAGAGUUCCAGAAAAUUGCUUGCUUGCUCAAUACCUGUAAUUAAUGAGAAAUGUGGUCAAGUUGGUGCGCAGUUUGUUACCGAUUACAUUGAUAAAUUUGUGAACGUUGUUGACCCUACAUGCAAAAUUGGAAUGCAACAAAAUGAUAAAUCAAUUCGAGGCUAUAACUGUACGAUUGAAGAAAAUGCUCGCAUCAGUUACUGCGCUGCACCAAUUAAUGAAUUAACAUCCAGAAUUGAUGAAUUAUUUGAAGGUGGAUUGCAACAGUUUCUGGUUAAUGUCAAAAAUUUGGCACCUGUAUUUGCGAAAGGUUGUAAUUUGACCAAAGAAUUCAGACAUUGCUUGGGACCAUUGAUAGAACAGCAAUCCGAGCAGCAAUGCACCAUUUCAAGUUGUUUAAUUCAGGCUGGUAAUGGAAUAUGUAAUCAGCCUGAUACUGCCAAGGCUAUUGAUGACAAUUUGGCUUGUGUUUUUAAACAGGCAUCAAUACCUGAAUUUGGUCGAUGUCUACGAUCAACGAUAGCAACACUGAAGCAAUUUAAUCUUAUCGCAUUACGCGGUGUUUUACCACAAUUUAUCAAAUGCAUUGAGCAUAUUGUCGUGCAGCAUUGUGGUGAAAUACCAUUAAACGUGUUACGUGCAAUUAGCGCAACUGAUAUCUGUCCAAUUUCAUUUAAUUAUAAUCAAUUAGGAUCAGUUAGUGGUGAUAAGACACAGAUAUGUGACACAGAAAUGCAACAGAAGCAUGCGGAAUGCACCGGGAAUUUUUAUCGAAAUUAUCGAAUGUUACCAAUUGCGCUUUUACGAGAUCCAUCAAGUAUUGAUAUGUUAUGCGUAGAUGCAUCAAAGUUAGCCACUUGUUCAUAUCCGAUAUGUGAUACAGCUAAACAGAAGGCGUUAAAUGCAUUAGCUGAAUUUAUUUGCACUCGGCGUGACACAUACAAAGAGCAUUCCAUGUGUUUGACGUCUGUUAUUACUUCAUCAGAGGGAUCAAAAUGCCUGACAUCAUUCUUGCCAACAGCGUCAGAGCAACAAUGUUCCUUCCUUACAAACGUUGCUAAUUGCGCCACGCCAUCUAUUCACAAUUCAUGCGGAUAUGAAGCGUUGGCGCUAUCUUUUGAAGGAAUGCAUAUAUUUGCUAAUGCGUUAAAUAAAUCAUGCAGUGUACAAAUUCCUAUUGCAUCAGUAAAAACAAGUUGCGCUGAGUCCGAUAUUGUCGAAUAUUUGCAAUGCGAAAAUUUGAUUGAUCAUUUUACUUUUGCACCAUUUUCAUUCAUUAGGAAUAGCUCACAAUGGAAUGAAUUUUGUGAAGUGAUAAGAGAUUAUGAAAAUUGCUUAACAAAUAUGUCGUGUCGUGUGGAACCGAUCUCAUCAGCAAAUAUCGCACUUUUUCGAACAAUUUGUGGAAAGGAAGAAUCAAAGACGAAAUAUUUCCUACCAUGUCUCACUCAUUUUAUCACUACUGAUAUUGGCAAAAAAUGUAGUGAACCAUUCGUUGGUUUAGAUUUAUUGGCUAAAGAUAAUUCGCAAAAAAUUUGUUCAACCCUAAAAAGUAUGCUUUCCUGUGCAUCAUCUGAAUUAUCAGCACAAUGCAGCGAACAAGCUUUAAAGCAUGUUGUAAGCAUGUUUCUAAUAUGGGUGCGAAAGUUUGAUCCUAGCUGUUCGAUUUCCGGUUACGGUGCAAUUGAUGAGCGGAAGAUAGAAGAAGACUUUUCACUUGAUUCCGGUCCAAUACAUAUCUCAGUGGAUCAAACAGCAUUACCGGUUGAUCAGCGAAUACCAUCCAUUACUACGACUCCAUUAUUGCCAAAACCGAAGAGUGAUAACAGUUUAUCAGAUUCCAACAACUUUCUAACUAGUGGUAGUAUCACUGUAUCAGAAGUGGAACUUCUAACUGUAUCACAACCGGAUUCAACUUCAUCAUCAUCUGAUAUCGAAUCUGUAUCUCAUCGAAGAACAGGUAUAUCCUCGACGACACUAACCGUUCCGGAACUAAAUCCAGAAUCGAUAAAUGCAGAAAAUGAUUUCACUGAUUCCACUUCUUCUCUACAACAAUCACUUUUUGACAUAUCACCGAAAACGAAAUCAAAUGUCACAAUUAAUGCGAAAAAAUCGAAAAUGCAAGAAUCAGGACAAAUGCGCAGCAAUCCAUUACAUUUAUGGAUUUUAUCAAUUGUAAUAAUUAUGUCAACAAUAAUAAUGCCUUUUGUACAGUAA